CCAUGACAACCGCAGCGCGCGAACGCUGGAAUCUUUGCAUCUGCCGCGAAGCCCAAUACGAAGACAAGGUGCCGCCGUGCGCGUGCGAGACUUACUUGUUUUUUUUUUUUAAUGUUCCUCGCUCCGCACUUUUGGAAGAAGACGUCAGGAAUUCGCAAAACCACCUGUAUCUAGCGUCCGUGGGCAAUGUGAGUUAAACAGCCUUUCUGCUGGCCAAACCUUAAUAUUUCUGUGCCGUACGAACUGCGCUGGGUUGAGUACACUGAAAAAAGCCGCGCGUAUAGGAGCGAUAAAAUGCGCAUUGGAGUCAGGGAUGCUCCUCAUGGCGUUUACGCGUGGGGAGACCACUGGGGCGGGUGUGCUGUGCGUGUUAAUGCAUGUGUGAGAGACUGAGAAAGGAAGAUAGAGGAAAGAAAAGAGACUCGUACAUUCGCCGCACACGUUCAACUGGCUCUACGUGGGGAAUAUGAGGAUUUUGGGAGGACGCCAGUGAUAAACAGUAUUCCAGACUGCUGUCACAAAAGAAGACCACGGAACACCCUCAUCAGAGACCCCUUGUUUGAUACGAGGGGCGAUUGAAUAUCCAUGUAGUAAGGCGCAUCAGCAUCCAUCAUGAAUCCCAUGUCACAUCUGUACUACAAAAAGAGCAGCUACUCUCCGUACCGGGACCGAAUCCCUCUACAGAUCGUCCGGGCGGAGGUAGAGCUUUCCCCAGAGGAGCGUUCAUUCCUUUCGGGCGUGGAAAAGGGUGACUAUGCAGGGGUCCAGCAUGCACUACGUGAGGCGGAGGUCUACUAUAAUAUUGACGUCAACUGUGUGGAUCCAUUGGGCCGCAGUGCGCUACUAAUCGCUAUUGAGAAUGAGAACCUUGAGGUGAUGGAGCUGCUUCUGGAUCACGGAGUGAACACUGGAGACGCUCUGCUCUACGCCAUCCGCAAAGAAGUGGUGGGAGCUGUAGAGUUACUGCUGUCCCACAGGAAACCCAGUGGAGAAAAACAGGUUCCAUCAUUAAUGAUGGAUGCACAGUUUUCUGAGUUCACACCUGACAUCACUCCCAUCAUGCUCGCCGCCCACACAAACAACUAUGAGAUCAUCAAACUCCUGGUCCAACGCAAAGUCACCAUCCCUCGGCCGCACCAGAUCCACUGUGACUGUGUGGAGUGUGUGUCCAGCUCUGAGGUGGACAGCUUGCGUCACUCUCGGUCCCGUCUCAACAUCUAUAAAGCGCUCGCCAGCCCCUCUCUCAUCGCGCUUUCCAGCGAGGAUCCCAUCCUAACUGCGUUCAGACUGGGCUGGGAACUGAAGGAGCUCAGUAAAGUGGAGAACGAGUUUCGACAAGAGUAUGAGGAGCUUUCUCAACAGUGUAAGCUCUUUGCUAAAGACCUGCUGGACCAGGCACGUAGCUCCCGUGAGCUGGAGACCAUCCUCAAUCACCGUGAUGACCAAAGCGAGGAGCUGGACCCGCGAGAAUGCCGAGACUUGGCCAAACUCAAGCUGGCCAUUAAAUAUCACCAGAAAGAGUUUGUGGCACAGCCAAACUGUCAGCAGCUCUUGGCCACACAAUGGUAUGACGGCUUUCCUGGUUGGCGGCGCCGUCACUGGGCAGUUAAGCUGGUCAUGUGCUUCAUUAUCGGCCUGCUCUUCCCUGUCUUCUCACUGGUCUACCUGCUGGCUCCUAAAAGCACACUGGGACUCUUCAUUAAAAAACCCUUCAUCAAAUUUAUCUGCCACACAGCCUCCUACCUCACCUUCCUCUUCCUCCUCCUCCUAGCCUCACAGCAUAUAGCACGCACCAACCUACACAUGCAGGGCCCUCCGCCCACUGUGGUGGAGUGGAUGAUACUACCUUGGGUGCUGGGCUUUAUAUGGGCUGAGAUUAAGGAGAUGUGGGACGGAGGUUUUAAUGAGUACGUCCAUGACUGGUGGAACCUGAUGGAUUUUGCCAUGAAUUCUCUCUAUUUGGCCACUAUAUCUUUAAAGAUCGUCGCGUAUGUCAAGUAUAACAGUUCUCGUCCACGAGAGGAAUGGGAGAUGUGGCAUCCGACGCUGAUCGCUGAGGCUUUGUUUGCCAUUGCUAACAUCUUCAGCUCGCUUCGGCUCAUCUCCCUCUUCACGGCCAACUCUCACCUGGGCCCGCUGCAGAUCUCACUUGGUCGCAUGUUGCUGGACAUCCUCAAGUUCCUCUUCAUCUACUGUCUAGUGCUUCUGGCCUUCGCCAAUGGACUCAACCAGCUAUACUUUUACUACGAGACAGAGGCAGCCGAUGAACCCAACCACUGCAAAGGGAUCCGCUGCGAGAAACAGAACAAUGCAUUCUCUACGUUGUUUGAAACCCUUCAGUCACUGUUCUGGUCGAUAUUCGGCCUCCUGAAUCUGUAUGUAACAAACGUGAAAGCUCGGCAUGAGUUCACAGAGUUUGUUGGAGCCACUAUGUUCGGCACUUACAACAUCAUCUCAUUGGUGGUUCUUCUGAACAUGCUCAUCGCUAUGAUGAACAACUCUUACCAGCUCAUCGCAGACCAUGCUGACAUCGAGUGGAAGUUUGCUCGAACCAAGCUGUGGAUGAGUUAUUUCGAUGAGGGCGGGACACUCCCCCCACCGUUCAACAUCAUCCCCAGUCCUAAGUCAUUCUGGUACCUGUGUCGAUGGGUACACGGGCGGCUCUGCGGGUCGGAGGCUGCUCCGCCUGAAGAAGACCCCCAUAAACAUGAGAGUCUGAAGGAGUUUACGGAAAAGCAUGCUGACAGGCUAAUACAGAAUCAGCAUUAUCAGGAGGUCAUCCGUAGUCUAGUUAAGAGGUAUGUGGCGUCCAUGAUCCGCAGCGCCAAGACAAGCGAAGGGCUGACAGAGGAAAAUUUUAAGGAGCUGAAACAGGACAUUUCCAGUUUCCGCUAUGAAGUUUUGGACCUUCUGGGCAACCGGAAGCCGCCUCGGCGGAACUAUUCCUCCAGCAGCGAGGCCACGCUUCGAGAUGAGGUCAGCGACGAGGGCGAGGCCUGUUACCACAGCGACGGGAGCAGCAUCGGGGCCAAGGGUGUGUCUUUCAAAACUGUUACACCGUCGGAUCCGUCGUACGGAGUCUCUGCCCUCUUUCGCUCCAUCUCCGGAAUGGAGGUCGCUACUACUACAACGACGGUGCCACCAUCUGCAUACAGGGAGGGUAAACCAAAGAUAAAUGGACUGAGGAAGAACCCCUCGCCCUCCUCGUCCCUGUCCUCAGUGGCUCCAGCAAGACCUGCACUUUCACGAACUUGGAGGCGGUUUUCCCGCUUCUCUAGUUCCAAGAAGAACUCUUUCAGACGGCUCGGCCUGCUGUUCUCACGCAUGGGAAGCCACCUUCCGCAGCCGGCAGGUGUCACCGCUGCAACCUACACUAUCUCAGAUGGAUUGCUUCACCCGCCGGGGGCUUGGAACGAUUUGGGCUUCACCAGGGGUGUCGGUCCCGUCACCAGAAGCGAUGCCAACCCUAAUCAGGUGGACAUGGGUGCUUUAAAUGAGGGUGACGGUGCCAUGACGACCAAUGGACAGAGAGCUAAUGGAAGGGAUGUUUUACUGACAUUAGGACCUCUGUCCCCACCUUCUUCCCUGCACUGUGCUUCCAGUUUCUCCGCCUCCAGCUCCCGCCUCCUGGACUCAAAUGAGGACGUGUUCCAGGGAUUGGUCGGGCCCUGUGGUGGACAAAUCCCAGACUCCUCCCGCUGGGUAACGGAACAGGACGAUUCGUUGACCACGCAGCUAUAGUAUUGCUAGUAUGUACUGUACAGCACUUUGAUAAAAACAAUAAUGAGUGAUGAUAUCAAUAACUAUGACCUUAACCACAACCGAUUCUUCUGUUCCUUCUUUUGUUUGCUGCUGCAAUGUUUGUAAUUUCUUUCUGAGAUUUAACCAAAUCAGAAGUUAUUUACAAGAGAGAUGGGAUGAGUGUAUUAAAUGAUGGAUAACAGAGAUUCAGAAUAUAGGGACAGAAAAGUGCCAUCAUCAGAGAAAUGCAGGCUUGCAUUUUUGUAUCUUCAUUACAUCACAUUGUUCACCCAACAGUGAAAAUCUGAAAUCUGUUUAUCAAUUUCAUGUCAUUCCAAACCUGUUUGAUUUUUUCCUUCUUCUAUAGAACACAAAAGAAGAUUUUGGCUAACACUGACUUCUAUUAACCAUUUUCUUAA
Molecule: messenger RNA, 4160 nt
Organism: Carassius carassius (crucian carp)
Lineage: Eukaryota; Metazoa; Chordata; Actinopteri; Cypriniformes; Cyprinidae
Product: short transient receptor potential channel 5-like
Exons: 11
Coding region: 613-3741 (1042 amino acids)
Biological process (GO): calcium ion transmembrane transport; manganese ion transport; regulation of cytosolic calcium ion concentration
Cellular component (GO): cation channel complex; membrane
Molecular function (GO): inositol 1,4,5 trisphosphate binding; protein binding; store-operated calcium channel activity
Source: RefSeq, a predicted model, not a curated record